Schistosoma margrebowiei is the source of this 7075-nucleotide messenger RNA. The record is from the annotation of a GenBank genome assembly. Lineage: Eukaryota; Metazoa; Platyhelminthes; Trematoda; Strigeidida; Schistosomatidae.
GGUCCUAUUAUGAAUGCGUCUCUAUAAGAGCUGCUCCAAAUGGAUGAUACAAAGAUUAUAUAUCACAUAGAUGACGAAGAGACCCCCUAUUUGGUUAAACUUGCUGUAUGUCCGAGCGCCGUUACCUUAGGGGACUUUAAAAACGCUUUAAACCGACCGAAUUACAAGUUUUUCUUCAAAUCAGUUGAUGCUGAUUUUGGAGUCGUGAAAGAAGAAAUAGCGGAUGAUGAUGCAAGGCUACCAUGUUUCAAUGGAAAAGUUAUUUCAUGGCUUGUUUCUGCAGAUAGUAGUACAAAAUCAGAUAACCAUUCAAACGGCGCAGGUGAAAACCACCUUUCCAGUCAAAACAAAAAUUCUACAAACUUCAACAAAACUCCCGACAACAUACACAGUGCCUCGAAAAAUGAAAUCCCCAGUGAACAAGAACAUGCCAUUGGGACAACAGGGCAUGGUCUUGAGGAAUGUGAUACUUGUGUCGAGACAGACUCAGUGUAUAGCGGUGAUCGGGUUCCUCCUUUGAAAAAUUUUCAUAAUUACAAGCAUGGUUCGCGCUUGGCUAAACUUGGUCAAAGAAUCCAAAACUACGAAACAUCUUCAUCCAUGAUGAGUUCAGAUCUGGAAUCUACAAGCUUUUUCGAUUCAGAAGACGAAUCAAGCAGAUUUUCAACAGCAACAGGUACAACUAUGUCUUCGGCUAAAUAUCCAAGACAUAGAAGACAACGAAGACACAGGCGAAUUCUUCCAAUAAGACGUACCAGUGAAGAUGCUACUUCUUUUAGCAGUGUAACCGAUUCCACAAUGUCUCUCAAUAUAAUUACCGUCACUUUGAAUAUGGAUUCAGUGAAUUUUCUUGGAAUCAGUAUUGUUGGUCAGUCCAACAAAGCAGGAGAUGGUGGUAUCUAUGUAGGAUCUAUUAUGCGUGGUGGAGCUGUUGCACAAGAUGGUCGAAUAGAACCUGGAGAUAUGAUACUAGAAGUAAAUAGAAUCAGCUUCGAAGAUAUGAGUAAUGAUGAGGCUGUAAGAGUUUUACGUGAGGAAGUUCAAAAACCUGGUCCUAUCACUUUAGUGGUGGCAAAAUGUUGGGAUCCCAGUCCAAAGAACUACUUCACAAUUCCUCGUCAAGAACCAGUUCGCCCCAUUGAUCCUCGGGCUUGGGUCUUACAUACAAAUGCGAUGACUGGAGCACUUGGAACACCCGGAUUUGAUGGAAAUACACCUUUUUUUGGUUCCGGAUCACCUGCUGCUGGAAUGGCAAUGAUUCCUGGCCAUUUUAUGGGUAUGACUCCAUCCUCUGGAUUGUCCGUACCAUCUAUGCCUCCUGGCAUGCCUCCUUUAAUUUUACCACCUUCAAUGGGUGGAAUCAAUGCAAUACCUUCAUCUAAUAUGACUACUAAAUCAUUACCAGAAGUUGCUGACGGUGAUGGUUUAACUGGUGGGUAUCAUCGCAGUAGAGGUCCAGCAAGUAGUGGUGUUGUUGGUGGGCCAGGAAGUACGAAAACUAACGGUUCUCGAUCAGGAGGUGAGACAACUGUCGAUGCUAAAGGUACUCAGUCACUUCUGUCUGGUGCGAAUGGCAAAUCAUCCACUUCAUUAACUGUAGCUUCUGAUAUGGCUUCUGUAGUUCAUGAUAUGUUGAUGUCUGAUUCUGGUCUAGAAAUACGUGAUCGAACAUGGCUGAAAAUAACUAUCCCAAAUGCUUUUAUUGGCUCUGAAUUAGUUGAUUGGUUAUUCACACAUGUAGAUGGUUUUGCAGAUCGGCGAGAUGCUCGGAGGUAUGCAUCCAACCUACUGCAUUAUGGUUAUAUUUGUCAUACCGUUAAUAAGAGUACAUUUUCCGAACAAUGUUACUAUACUUUUGGAGAUAUAGCCACAACGUUGUCUCAUCUUAAUUUAGACGAAGUAGAUUCAGUUUCUGAAAUCGGUGCUAAUUCUUCAUCUCAUACUGGUACUCAUCCUAUGAUGCCUCAAAUGUAUCCUCACGUCCACCAUGUGCUUCCUGAUGCUCCUGGUGGUGGUUCAGCUACAGGUCUAUCAUCAGUACAAAAUCAAAAUGCUCCAUCUAAUCCUAAUCUAGGUUUAAUGUCAUCUCCUAUACCUGGUGAAGGGAAUUCACUUUCUCAAACCAACGCUCAUUAUCCCUACCCACCUGUACUUUAUCCUAUUCCAUCAACCGCUCCUGUGUCUUCAUCUGGUCCUUGUAAUGUUGAUGCGAAUGGAAAUGAUUGUAGUUUUGUUAACCCAAACUCAUCUGCUCUUUCUGGUCUUAGAAAUAGAAUGUCAAAUAACAGUCAAAUGGGUGUGGAUUCUGCCAUGUAUCCGGUAAAUACCACUACCAUGGCUCCUCAUACACGUUCUGUUAUUCCUAAUCAGACACAUGUUACUACUAUGAAUGCUACAUCAAAUCAAAAGAUACAACAGCAGAAAGUAAACAACUCUUCCUCGUCUAGUUCAUCUCGUUCUUCUGCAUCUUCAACAUCUUCCUCUUCUACCGGUUAUUCUGGUAACAGACGUCCAGCUGGUCUAUCGGCUAAUACUACUACUCAAACACUUAACACCAAUGUUCCUCAAAGUAUGAUCACACCACUAGAUACCUCAGCUUCUAAAGGCCUUCCUUCCUUAAAUAAGGGUAUUCAACGACGCACUGAUCCAUCAAGUGUACAAAGUCUUUCCGUUUCAUCUCAUCCAUGUUUUUGUAUGCCAUUCAUCCGAAAAACUCUUAAUUCAUCAUCGCAUGCUAAUGAUAAUAAUAUUAACAAUGCAUGUAAAAAAUUAGAUACACAACAGAAGCAACAACAAGAAGAACAACAACCAUGUCAAACUAAAAAUGUUGUGCAUGAUCGCCAUUCUGAUCUGCAUGAACUAGAUUCCGCAAAAUACUCAUUAAUAUUGUUAUCCGAUGAGAAUGUCAAUAAUAAUAAUUAUAAGAUAGUUGAUAAUCUAUCAUCAGUUGCCAUUACUAAUUCUACCAUAUCGACUACUCCUACAAAUGGUAAUCGACGUAAUUCAUACUCAGUGAAAUCAUUAAACCAACAAAUAACGAAUAAUGUUAUUGAUAAUGACCGAACAACAACAAUAACCACUACUAGUGAAUGUCACAGUAAUAGUAAAGAAAUAGAUCAUAAUGACAGUGAUAAUAAUAAUCAACUAUUUUUGUUGGCAAAACAUGACAGUAUCAUUAAUAAUGAUUUCAGUACUGAACAUUUAUCAUUCAUGGAAGAUAAAAUACAUGAAUCAGGUUUGAUAUUGUGCAUAUAUAUAAGUACAUUAUUAUAAAUUAUUACUACUAAUUCAGUUCUAUGAUUUGACUAACUUUAGGGUGUAUUUAGUCUGUUUUGUACUAUAGAUAAAUAAUCUCAAAAAAAGGCAAGUAUAAUGUACACUCACUGUAUAAUCACUUUUACUAUCAUUACUAUUAUUAUUAAUAUUGUCUAGUUCUUACAAUAAAUCAAGUAUAUUUCUUGGUUAUUUCUUCACAUAUCAAACACAAUAAUUUUUGGUACAUUAAACUAAUGGUAAUUUACUGCACUUUUCUUUUAACAGCUCAUAGUUUAUGCUAGAAGGCAUCAUCUAUUUGUGUUUUUUUCCUUUACUAAUUGCAACUAUAGUUCCACUUAUGAUAUAUACAUAUAUAUGUUUUUUCUAUGUGUAAUAUGUUUAACAGUUUAAUUCUCCAAUUGGAUACUCCUACGCUUUUAACACGUUUUUGUUUCAUUACUUUCUAUUUUAGGCACAAGCAGUACUAGUUCUGCAAGUCGCCAAAAUGGAACUGGGGCAAGUGCUGCUGGGAGUGGUAGCGGCAGUGCCGUAACUACACAUGUACUCAAAAAAUUUAACACGAAUAAUAAUGGUAAUAAUAAUAAUAACAGUGUAUCUAAUAAAUCCGAAUUUCUUGACAAUGUUCAACGUACACAGCACGGUAUGGAUUUUACCAAUGCAUUUCGUCAAACUAAUUGCAAUUUAGUCAAAGAUUCAAACAAUAAACCAGAACUCAAUCAAUCAUUUAAUCGUACAAUGACAACUGGUGGAAGUAACGUUACCACUGGUGGAAUUCACAAUAAUCAGAGAUGAAGUAGUCUAUGCCGUUCAUUCAUUCAUAUACAUAAACUGACAGAUUACUCUUUCUAUAAAUUGGUAUUUGACUGAUAUUGCGGGUCUCCUACAUGAUGCGGAUGUUUCAUGUAACUAUAAAAAUUACUGCUCUGGUUGUUAGAAGGGAUAUCGACCUAGUGACUUCCAAAGAAUCUUGGUUUUCAUUAUGAGGCGUUAUAAUUCUUCCUUCAUCUCCGUGAACAGGGUUUAAAUGGUUUGAAUUGUAUAUUCUGGUUAGCGUUUUUUUACCAAGAUUGUUUUCUACGGAUGGGAUUACCGACCUCAUGCCCAACCCCUCUCCUUUGUGUGGGCUUGAGACCGUCAAUAACUCUAUAAAUGCUACAGAUGGUGUAAAAACUUAAAUUGAAGUACUCUAAAUUACUGAUUUGAUAUGUUCCAAUAGUUAUGGUUAGUUAUUAAUAUUAUUUAGGCUCCUUUUUGAGUGGUUUACUAUUAUCGUCUUUUGAUGGAAAAGUACUUGUAAGAAAUUAAUUAGUUGAUUUUACAUUUACGUAUCUAUGUAGAUUAUGACAUUCAACAUGUGUUUGAUAUCGAAAUUGGACUGUAAAACAUUUAUUAUAGUACAAUAUAUAAUUUCUUUAUUUUAGUUUGUUCAUUUUGUAGAUAUAGUAUUACAUUAAUUUGCUCUGUAAGAUUUCAGAUUAGUUAAUAUAAUGACUCUUUAGUUUUUCAUCAAAAGGUUUUUUAAAAUUUAAAUUCCAAAUGAUAAGAAAAAUUUGUAAAUCCACGGUAAAUAUGUAGUUUUUUACCACAAAAUGAAUUCGUUUAAUGAUUACUGGGUGUUGAUGAUCGAAUAAUAAAGCUCAAAUGGCCGCAAAGUGUUACUCAGUUCAGAUAUAAGAAAAAAAUCAUUAGAUAUGCCGUACUCUCAUACUCGUAAUUUCUUUGCUCACUUUCAUCACAUUAAUUCAAUAGGACUCUGACCUAGUAUUGAUUGAUCACUGAAUAGUGUAUAAUUUCAUGUUCGUCUAAAGAGGUCAUUACACAGUAAUCAAUUGAUUGCAAAUAUCUCAGUUCUACAUUAGGCAAGUCGUCGCUCAACUAGUUCAGUGAGAACACCUCAGACUGAAGUGGGGUUAAAUAUGGAAUAAGAAUCCACAGGAAGCACCAGUUCGCUAAAGAUUACAGGUACACCAAAUAACACGAAACCUUGAUUUAGGGUUUCGUAUCGACUACUUUCAACCACCCAACCUAUUAUAUACAAACUUCUACUAUUAAUAUCAUUGCUACUACUUAUUAUUGUCAUUAUUAUUAAGAUUAUAAAAUCCAACUUUAUUAUGAAAACUUUAAACAUUUAUAAUUCAGGGUUGUUUUCUUUCUUAUUUAUUGUAGCAAAUUAAAGACCUUCAGUUUGCCGAUUAAUGGCAUAAUCAUUUGUGGAUCUGUUUAAUUUUCUUCUAUCUAAAAAUCCGACAAAGAAUAAAAUGUUACAGUGGAAAAGACAUUCAUCUUAUUAUUUUCAAACGAUUUGCUUUCUUCAGUAAUAUAUAUAUAUAUAUAUAUAUAUAUAUAUAUAUAUAUAUAUAUAUAUAUAUAUAUAUUACGUAACAAGAUGACAAUACAUAUGUAUAUAAAUAUGCAUAUGUCCGUAUGUAUUAUUCUUCACACUUUCACCCGGUCUUUCUUUACAUAAUAUUGUUUUGAGUUGUUUUUGUUUAGUAUCCGAUAUUUUUUCUCUCUUAUUCACUUCUUUAGCAACUUUUCUCAUGUCACAAAUGUAAACUUUAUUUAUUCAUAGUGUGUACACUGACCUAUUCAGCGUAUAUGGAGAGUUGUCUUUGAUCUGUCGUUGAUAUGAAUUUUGUUUUUAAUGGGACUUGUAUACUUUAUGCGAAAUCCAUUCACAAUUCAUACUUUCAAACGAUUAAUUUGCUUUACUAUAUUGUCCAUCUCCCAUCGUUUCUCCAGGUUACACCUUGUUAUAUCAGUCUUAACUACAUAUGGAAAGCGUGUGAUGGAUGGAUUGGAAUCUAUCUUAUUUUAAUUUUCUUUUUAAUCCGAAAAUUAGAGAAAACUCACCGUAUUCAGAUAUUUUUAGUCCUAUGUUGCUUUUUGUUUUUUCUCUGUGGAGAUAUUCGUGGUUAAAUCUAAUGACUAAUAUUUGUUUUAAAGAUAAACAGUUACGUAACAAACUCAUUAUGUGUUAAUCGUAAAAUAGCAUUUUCUUCCUCUCUAAUCACUGAUAUUAUGAACAUAAAAGACAAUUUACUAUGAUAUGAAUCUAUUCGUCUUUUUACUUGAUGUGUGAUAUAAACAUUUGUUUCAUUUCGUAAAGCGCCCCAUCCUCGUUCGUGUAAUCAUGUAUUUUUAUUCUGUUCCCUUUCUUAUUUUUCUCCCUACCCAUGAAUAAUCUAUUUGUCGUUUUUCAUUUCACUCUCCCUAUUUUUUCCUGUAUUUGAAUUUCUAACUUGAGGAAAUAUUGAUUUUAUGCAUAGAGUGUGAUUUUUCGAUCUUAAUUAAUCCAGAGUGUAUUUCGCUAUCGUAAUUUUCAAUCGAAUCUUCCUUUUUUUUCGUUCUAUCAAUGCUGGAAAUGAUUUUAUUUAAUUCUUCUUUGUUUUCUUUUGUUGUUUUAUGAUUUAUUCUUUUUUUAUUGUGAAUUUAUCUAUCUGAGUUUUCUCAAAUAGAUAUUUUGCUCUAUGCAUAUGAUUAAGUAGUUUAAUUCAUCAUAUUUGGUUCUUUCUCAUUUUGUUUUUCAAUCCAUCUUUUAUUAGUUAUAUUCAAAACGUUAAGAUAUUUGUUGUUUUGUCUUUAUCUUACUUACAUUUUUUUGUUUUCCUUUUCACAAAAUAGUUGUCAAUCUAGGGAAUACUCUCUCUUUUCCUCAACUACAAAAAAUAUAUAUUUCUAUGAAAAAAAAAGACGACUUGAAAUAAAUAACCGAGAAUGUCUUUUUUUUUCUAUUAUUAUCAUAGAGAUUAUCAUCGAUAUUGUUGUUAUUAUUAUCAUUGUAGUAAUGAUUAAUUAU